Molecule: messenger RNA, 834 nt
Organism: Penicillium angulare
Lineage: Eukaryota; Fungi; Ascomycota; Eurotiomycetes; Eurotiales; Aspergillaceae
Product: zinc finger BED domain-containing protein
Exons: 2
Coding region: 1-834 (277 amino acids)
Molecular function (GO): DNA binding
Source: RefSeq, a predicted model, not a curated record
AUGGCUUACUCACAGAUAUCUCAAUCCCAGGACUCCUGUAUUGAUUCAGAUAUAGGUCUGAAUUUCACCUCCGACCCUUCCUAUCCAGAUAAUAUUUCCGACUUUAUCGGCAGCCAAACCCCAUUGACAUCUUUUUCGCAAACCCAAACUCCAGUUGCACCAACAUCUCUUAUCCGUCUUGGUCCUUAUCUACAAAAGCACUGGAUCCCAUAUCCUUCUGACUCUAGCUACGGCAAUAUGGAAGAAACUCGAAAGAAGUUUUCAGACUGGUGGCUUACUACUGAGUUCGGAUCGCAACCUCAGACAAGAAAAGAAAUUCACUGGGAAGGAAAAGCAACUUCCGAUGUCUGGGAUAGCUUCCAACAAGUUGCACACGAGAAAAGUGGGAAGCCUAGGGUAAUGUGUAAAUCAUGUCUCUGUACCAUCGGUCAUCCACGCUUCCGUCGAGCAGGGUCAUCACCUAUGAAUGCGCAUCUAAAGACAAGUACUUGUCCCCGAAAACCGACCCCAAAGAAAGGUAUUGAUCAACUUGUAAAGGAAAUGCCUAGUGGCCCAGCAAAACAAUCCUUUUCCCAAGAUCAACUCUCGAAGGCUAUACUUAGCUUUAUCACUACUGCCCAUCUACCCUUUCGUUUAAUUGAACAUCCCCAGUUCCGCAAUUUAGUCGACAUUAUUCAACAAGCUUCAACCAAGAUUACUGUUCCAUCUGCACGGACAAUUCGACGUUGCCUAGACUUGGUUGUCUCCGAGAAUCAGAAACAGACCCUUGCAAAGCUACCUAAUGGAAGCCGUUUGUCAAUUGCACUCGAUUGCUGGACAUCACCAUUCCAGUAG